CCGGCGCGUAUCCCCCCCCGGGCAUCUCCGCAGAGGUCGAGCAGGCCGGACCGGAAGGGCAUUACGGUCACUUCGCUCCGCCCCGCUCGGUCGCUGCUCCCGCUCCUCAUUUUGAAAGAAGAGUGCACAUUGCCCAUCUCCUCGCCGAUCUAGGGUUCCGGUGCUCGAAAUCGCCAUGUAUGGCCGCUGAGAACGAGCGCCCCGACCUCGAAGAUCCCUUCGCGGACUGCUCCAUCCUCUCUUUCCUCCCUCGAAACCUUGGAGCUCAUCUCUAUGCCUCGGAGGCGCAGGAAGAGGAGGCGAUCCGAAAUCUCUUCAAAUCCAUGGACCAGGCAUUGAAGGGCUCAAAGGAGUUUCUGGAACAGGCACAACAAAUCAAGAAGAGUUGUUCCAACUUUCCAAGUCCACAUCCUGAGGAUGGAGACAAAGCCAUUGCUGCAGACGGCAAGGACCGUCCCCAAGGACGAAGACCAGCAUUGGGUCGCAAACGGGCUCAGUUUUCUUUAAAGCUCAACUCAAGUCAUUCUGUACCAAAAAUGGACUCUGAUUCUGGUAUAGAUCACAUCGAAGACCCAGAGGAGUAUUUCUUGGCCUUUGAGCAGCUUGAAAAUGCUGAUAAAGAGUUGAAGAAACUAAGGGGAGAGGUGUCUACUGAUCCGCUCGAGCAUCACCAGUCCCCAACAGCUCGGAAACGCCGUCCUGGAAUUUUGGGGAAGACAGCAAGCUAUAAACAUCAUUUUCCUGCUAAAGUUGAUACUGCCGAGGUCUUCAUGGAAUCGCAAGAAGAAAUUUCUGAUAAAAAAACUUUUAGCCCAUCCAACACUUCGAUUAUUGCUGCUUCAAGUAAUAUUUUGCGUCCUAGAACAGUUGACCAACCUGAGACUUCACAAUCCAGGAAAACAAAUAGUGAACUCCUUGAUGCUGUAGAAAGACAAGGUUCUGUGACUGACAGGGUGAAAAAGGUCAAUGAUCUUUUAGAUAAAUUGUUGAUUUCAUUUAAAGAUUUGGAUGAAGCUGAAGGGGUAACUCUGUUGCGGGAGAGCUUGCAUAUCAAGUCAAUUAAUGUAGGCAAAGUGCAUCUCCCUGAGUUGCAGACUGUUCAGAAGAAUGCCGUUAGAACACUCAAAGGUAGAGUGAUGAGAAAGGAGUUAGAGGGCUGCCAAUUUCCACAAAAUUCAUCAACCAUAGCAAGAAGUCCACUUGCUGCAAUUUCAACCUUGCAGAGGUGCAUAUCGCUGAACGAUCCAUUGGAAGAUCCAUACUCAGUGCCUCCUAUUGAUGAUGCACCGAUUUCCAGAUAUUCUUCUAGAAGUAAAGGCGAAGAUGAGAACUAUCUUUCACCUCCUGCUGACAUUGCCAUCACGAUAGGAAUGAUUCAAUUGCUGGUGAUGCUUCCAGUCCAGUGA
Phoenix dactylifera (date palm) is the source of this 1406-nucleotide messenger RNA. NCBI's taxonomy places the organism in Eukaryota, Viridiplantae, Streptophyta, Magnoliopsida, Arecales, Arecaceae. The record is from RefSeq and is a predicted model, not a curated record.